AUGCACAUCGCUCGCCAGAAGCCCUUUCGGCGUCGGCGCUCCCAGAUUAGGGUUUCGACCCAUCACAUUUAUAAGCAAGACUGUGCUGAACCAAGACCUGGGAGAGAAGAUGCCACUGUGAAUCAACUUUUCAUAGCAGGUGAGAACAGUUGGGAUUAUAACCUUCUUGCUAAUCUUUUCAAUGAGGUAGAUCGUGGCCAGAUCACAAAAAUCCCCUUAACAAAACAUGGGAGGGAAGAUCGAAUGUACUGGAUUCAUGACAAAAAGGGUGUUUACACAGUCAGAAGUGGAUAUAUGUUGCUAAUGGGGAAUUCUUUCAUACAUUCUCAUACUGCCAUAGAGAGCUUUUGGAAUAAAUUUUGGAGAUAUAAAAUUCCAGCGAAGGUUCGAAAUUUACUCUGGAGGGCAUUACAAAAUGUUCUUCCAACAGUUGAUCAGCUGAGGGCUAAAAGAGUCAAUAUUGAGAGUCAUUGCCCGGCUUGUUUGAUGCAUGAAGAAUAUGUUCUCCAUGUUUUUGUCUCUUGUGAAUUUGCCCAAAACGUUUGGGAGGCCGUUGGAGUAGCCGAUUCAUCUCUAUUGGUUGCAAAUAAUUUGCCCAAAAGAAUGGCUCUUAGAUAUCCUUAA
This is a messenger RNA of Fraxinus pennsylvanica, 624 nucleotides long. Lineage: Eukaryota; Viridiplantae; Streptophyta; Magnoliopsida; Lamiales; Oleaceae. The record is from the annotation of a GenBank genome assembly.